Molecule: messenger RNA, 6676 nt
Organism: Porites lobata
Lineage: Eukaryota; Metazoa; Cnidaria; Anthozoa; Scleractinia; Poritidae
Source: the annotation of a GenBank genome assembly
UUUCUUAUCGGUGGUCAGCUUGGUCAGGCCUUGUGUAAGCUUCUCCUUUUCUUUAGUAACGUUUCCAUUGUCAUGUUGACUCAGAAUCUGAUUCUGGUAGCGGUGGAUCGAUUUGGAGCCGUGCUAUUUCCACUCCGUUUGCCACUCAUCAGAUCCAAGCUGUGUUCCUUCUUCAUUCUUGCCACGUGGAUGUUUGCCAUGGUUUUUAUUGCGAAAGAUUUGUUGGCCUUCGCGCUCGUUGAAUACCCGGAGGGAGCCAGGUGUGUACGGAGAUGGAAGAAAGUAUUCGGAGAAUCCUCGUCCUUUGCCAGUUUGCUUCUAGCUUACAACAUUCUGUUUACAUACAUCCCUGUGCUGUUGUUAGUCAUUCUUUACUCCAUCAUCUUUAUCAAGUUCAAGACACAAGCACACCCAGGUAAACAGUCGACCAACAAUCAGCAACAACGGAAAAGAAAAAACGGAAACGUUCUUCAAAUGUCCAUUGCUAUAGUAACAGUGUUUGUGCUUUGCUGGUUACCUUUCAGUACUAACCAUUUAAUGAUAGCGUAUCAGGAUAGUUCUGCUCAUUUCUCCUGUAGUUUCCAGAUAUACUUUGAUGUAACUACUUUACGAUUCACUCUGUUCAUUAUCGUUUCACUGGCCGCAAAUUCUCUCAUUGUUAUGACCGUUUAUAAAACGCCGAACUUAAGAAAACCGAUAAAUUAUUUCAUCGCAAACAUGGCCUCAUCUGAUUUGCUGUUUCCAAUAUUCUUCACCCCUUGGACACUGACACACUUGCACACAACCUCGUUUCUUAUCGGUGGUCGGCUUGGCCAGGCCUUUUGUAAGCCUGUCCCCUUCUUUGGAGAAGUUUCCUUUAAGGUUUCGAUUCAGAAUCUGAUUCUUAUAGCAGUGGUUCCAUUUGGAGCCGUGGUGUUUCCACUCCGUUCACCACUCAUCAGAUCCAAGCUGUGUCCCUUCUUCAUUCUUGCCACGUGGAUAGUUGCCGUAGCUAUCUCUACGCCAUACUUGUUCGCCAAAGAGUUCGUUGAAUCCCCAGAGAGAAACUUAUGUGUUACGAAAUGGAAGAAAGUAUUCGGAGAGUCAACGUCCCGUACCAGUUUGCUACUAGCUUACAUCAUUCUGUUUACAUACAUCCCUGUGCUGUUGUUAGCCAUUCUUUACUCCAACUUCUUUAUCAAGCUCAAGACACAGGACACCCAAGUGAACAGUCCGCCAACACUCAGCAACAGCGGGAAAGAAGAAACCGAAACGUGCUUCAAAUGUCCAUCGCUAUCAUUACAGUGUUUGUGUUUUGCUGGUCACCUCUCUCUAUCAACUUUUUAAUCAUACUGUAUCAACACAGUUCCAUCACGCAUGUCUCGUGUAGUUUCUGGAUAUACUAUGAAGUCACCAUUUUUAUCUGUUUCAUGAUUUGCAGUAAUUACCGAAAAGCUCUUAAAGGCAGGGGGGAAGGUAACUCUAUUGUUUUUCACCUAAGUUUUCUGUUUGGUCUCUAUUUUAACACUAUUUUUCCUUUUGGCCUUUUUUUUCUUUAUUCUUACUGCUGACCGUGCUGGCGUGCUGGUCAUGCACUUGGAUCAACGUAUAUUUUAAGCUCAAGUCCGGAGUUUUAUCUUGGAAGAGGGAUUUAAAAGCUCUUGACCUGCAUACUGGCCAAGCUUAUGACCAGAGAAAUACCAUAAGCUGUCAAGAAAUGUCCCUCCUCUAGAACAGCUGAAUUUUUUUUCGACGUUAGUUGACAUCAUGACAAUCAACACACAGUACACCACAAAAUGUACUUAUUUACAUCCAACACCUACCCACCAGUGACCCUCAGACGAAAGUUAAACUUGCCUUUUGCACAUCGUCGUAAUCGUCAGUAUUAUUACCCUAAAAUCUCCACUGGGUUUGCCGACAAAAAAUAAUUAAAUGUAACCUUUUAUUGGUUUUCGGGAUUUAAUUACAAAAUUACAGGUGUAUGCCUAAUACAGCAUUAAAAUGCGGUAAAGCAACAAGAUUCAAUGCUCACAGUCUCUCACAAAUACCUGUCAUUUAGCUUCGUCUUUCAACGCUACAGCUAAGCAAACUUUGAGAGGAAUGAUAUGGGGUUCCACUAGAUCUGAAGAGCCGAAAAUACGCACAAUGUAAAGUAUAAUACAUCCUUUGAUGAACCUCCUAUCGGUGUGUCUAAACUCCUCAGUCUUGCUGUGCACUGGCCCUCAAAAGUGUGACCGGUUGUUGUGACUGCCCGUAAAAUUUGCUCGACGAUAGAAAGGAAUCUUUAAAAUUUAUUACAACACUGGACAUUUCAUUACAAAAAGGUACUUAAUUCUAGUUUUCUAUGACCAUAGAAACUUUAAGAUCUCCAAAUCCAAGAAAUCAGAACAGUAUUUCCGUGAUAAAAUCGAAAUUUUUAUCCUUCUCUUUGAUUAACACUUUGCUCGCCAUUUUGAAAGUCACUGACGCGAGACGUGGCGUCAUACUGGCAGGCGGACUGUACCACAGAUUUCCUUGGAGACACCUCCCCCCCAUCCCCCCUGCUUAAAAGAUUCAUAAAGUGUUCUUUUGUAAAGGCGUAGGUCGCAUAGCCUGUGUACCGACGUCCCCCUUCCCUCAGAAAACAAAAUCUCUUUUCCAAAUUUUUGAGGGAGGGGGGACGUCUGUACACAGGCUAAGGUCGCCAAAAUGUGCUUUUUGUUGAUAAUGUUUAGAGAUAGAGGUUCGUCGAACGCGCGCCUGAAUAAAAGUGAUCAUGACUAUCAGUUUAUUUUUAGUAGUAUUAUCGAAAAAAUCUUAGAAGACUCAUGAAAAUUAAAAGUUCUUUUGUACAGUAGUAAGUCGCAAAAAUGUGCUUUUGAUAGAAUACGUUGAGAGUUAGAGGUACGUGGAACACUCGUGGAUAAAAAAAUCACCACGACAGCCGUCGGCGCACUUUUAAACAGGGGCACCCAACGAGAAUAUAGUUCAAAACCACUUAAACAUGGCAUUGUUGAACGUAUUUUAGUAUUUAAACGGUAGAUAUAGGCAUAUUUUCAUCCUCUAAAAAUAUUUCAUCUGUUCGGAUUUCCUAGCUGAAAGUCUAGUGAUCCGAAAAUUAUAGAGAUCAAAACUUACCUUUUCGAAAAUUUCAGCCAGAAAAAAGGCUCCCGAAAAUUCUAGGUGACCUUUUUAGGGUAACAAUCCGUUAAAAAUGGGCAAUUAUACGAUUUUGGGGGGGUUCGAAAAUCCUAGGAGAGGCAGGCAAGCAAGAAAUUUUACAACUAUUUCGAAAUUUCUAGAUACCAAAUCGUCUUCCGGACAGAUAUUUUCCACAAAUUGUCGUUGGGUGCCCCUGUUUUAAAACUGAGGAUUAAUGAUAACAUGUGUUUAGUUUAAGUCUCCCAUGACUGCGAAAUGUGACAGCAUAGGCCACGUAUUGUUAAAGGCUGGGUCGUAAAUAAAACUCAGAAACGGACCAUUACAAACGUCAUUGGGAGCGUAGGCGGCGAUAUACAACUGUACAACUAACAACUGUAAAUUACUGCAGAACCGCUAAGUUAAAGGAAGAGGUUCUGCCGUAAAAAGGAAACGAAUAAAAGGGACAAUUAUAACAAUCUGUUGAAAUUUUUGCGCCACCCCAAGGUUUGACAGUAUUUUUGCGUUGUCAAAAGAAGCAAAGAAAAAAUGCAUUUUCUUGUGGCACGUACGCCGUUCAGCGUCCACUACAAAAUACAAUUCAAAAAUUUAAACAGGGAGUUUAAGAGGCAAGGUGUUGUCUUUUACACAAAAUCAAUUAAAUGAUAAUGCCCCUUUGAAAUGUUGUUGUCGCUUUAUAAAUUUUGGUCACCUAUGUUUAAAUACGUAAAGGGCGUAUUUCUACGUGCAAAUAAUAUGUAUCACCAGAGUUUAAAAUGUCCACUCAAUAAUUAUAUAUACUCAUAUUGGUUUCCAGAUAUCUUUUUAAUCGAUUUCUAAAUACAACCACCAUGGCUUUAAACUGAUAGCAUUCUUUAGUCUGUUCAGCUUGAAAGGGUGGCCAUAUCAGUCUUAAUAACAAUUCAGGAUUGAGCUCAGGCUUCGCAAGGGGACAUAGAAAUUUAAGUUUCAAAAAUUUGGAUCUUAACUGAUCAAUAUACCAGAUAUACUGCGUUGUACAGAAGGCGCACAGCAAACAUAAACUCGACAAUGGGGAAUGGAUCGAUCCAGUCUUGGAACUCUUUUAAACUAUUUAAUAAGAAGAGACAAAACUCCAUUGAUGAUAAAUUUUUAGUGUUCGCAGAAGAAAAAAUUUCCCGCGCCCUUGACAACAAGAUUCCCCGCUAAUGAAUAUAACAUUUCACACACCAGUGUUUAGUAAAAUUUGCAUUAAGCACGUAUUUUUAACUACAUUUUCAACAGUCUUGGAGCUGCUUCAAACAGUUUACGGAGAAAAGACAGAAUUACCGACUAGUGAUAAAUUGAGUAUGUGAUUUACGCUGCAACCUCAAAGUCUGAAAUAGUGAUCAAAAGAAACCUUCUCUUGUCAUGAAUUUGUUGUAAUGAAACAUAUAUAUCCUGUGUGAAUAAAUUACACUUUCUAGGGAAAAAUACCUAUCGAAAAUACCGUUGGUCGUGAUCUGAAUUAAAAGAAAAUUAAUUAGCUAUCCUCCUUAUUUAUGGUGUUUGUAGCUCGUGUACUAUUUUGGAAUACUAUUUACUAUAUGGAAUAUCUCCUAGUUAUUCUUAAGUGUAUUUGUGAAGAUUGACAUCUACUGUUGUAACUUCUGCUGUUCAGCACGUAUAUUGCCUUUUUUAAUUUGUCCUCCAAUCACAUUCGUAGUUAAUAAUUAAUUGAUACAAAAGUCUAGCCAAUUAUUUUCGAUUAAUACCUUCCGGUAGAUCGACUAACUGACAUGAUUUUGAAACUGUAAUUUUAGUACCUUCCUCUCUGUUAUUGUUUAAAUUUUGUUUAGAAGCCAAUAUUGUGUUCUCUCUCAUUGCUCUCCUUGUGUUAUUUCGACUGGACAACCCAAGCUUUUAAAGAGCGUCAAGGAGCAAUUAGGAAAGAAUUUCUUUCAGACAAAGUAAGUACCGUAAAAUUCCGAAAAUAAGCCCCUCCAUGUAUAAGCCCCUCCAAAUAUAAGCCCCCCAAACCGGUGACGCAAAAACUGAGCAGUCAAAGGAGUAACAAGCCCUUGUCAGAAAAACGUGCCAGUUUCUCUUUGCCGACAGCAGACUUUAGGUUUUCCCAUUAAUAGGUUGAUCGAGAAGUAAAUGUUACAAAAACUUCAUGUUUUAUGCACACGUGAUAAUAUGCACUUAUUUUUUCCUCAUAUUCACCUGUUAAGCCUGUGCUUAAUGGCCUGAAGGCAGCUUCGCCUCUGCUUCCUGUGGUCAACUGUCAAACUUGUGUAGUUGAUGAUGGUACUACCAUAGAUAUCAUUUUUUAAUGUGUUAAAACACACUUGUUUAAUCAUCUUCUCAAUCGAUUUCUUUAUACAACCACCUGACCUAAAUGAAGUCUUUUGGUUGGUUUAUAACAUACUAAUACCCCACUGUUUCUGUCAAAAGGUGAGUCGGCGGAUAAUGCCGGAAAUUUACAAUACAAAGUCACUUUUUGAAGGCCUCAGAGGACAGCUGUGCUGUGGCUUCGCAGGGGGCUUACAAUUGUCAAUAAAAGUUCUGACUCACACAGGAUACGCAAUAUACAGUUCAAAGUUACUUGACUGCAUGUGUACGACUCUGUAGAUACGUUGCAAAGCUAAGCAUGAACUCAACGGCGAACGGCUCCAGCGGAUCAUGGACCUGCUUAAAUUUUACUGUGUGGAAAAUCGGAGGAACCGUUACCUACUGUCUGAUCUUUAUCGUUUCACUGGUCGCAAAUUCUCUCAUUGUUAUGAUCGUUUAUAAAACGCCGAACUUAAGAAAACCGAUAAAUUUUUUCAUCGCAAACAUGGCCUCAUCUGAUCUGCUGUGGCCAAUAUUCUGGAUACCUUGGAACCUGUCACUCUUGCACGCCAACUCGUUUUUUAUCGGUGGUCAGCUUGGUCAGGCCUUGUGUAAGCUUCUCCCUUUCUUUUCUACCGUUUCCUUUACCGUUUCGAUUCAGAAUCUGAUUCUGAUAGCAGUGGAUCGAUUUGGAGCCGUGGUGUUUCCACUCCGUUCCCCACUCAUCAGAUCCAAGCUGUGUCCCUUCUUCAUUCUCGCUACAUGGAUAGUUGCCGCAGCGGUCAGUUCGCCAUACUCGUUCGCUUACGAGCUCGUUGAAUACCCAGAGGGAAACUGGUGUGUUACGAAAUGGAAGAAAGCAUUCGGAGAGUCAUCGUCCAGUUCCAGUUUCUUACUAGCUUUCUCCAUUCUGCUUACGUACAUACCAGUGCUGUUGCUAGUCAUUCUUUACUCCAUCAUUGUUAUCAAGCUCAAGACACAGGCACACCCAGGUGAACAGUCCGCCAACAGUCAGCAACAGCGGGACAGAAGAAACCGAAACGUGCUUCAAAUGUCCAUUGCUAUCGUAACAGUGUUUGUGCUUUGCUUGUUACCUUACUCUAUCAACGCUUUAAUCAUAGAGUAUCAGGACACGCGUUUCUCGUGUAGUUUCUCGAUAUACGCUACAGUCACCUUUUUUAUGGUUAGCGCGUACUGUGCUAUCAACCCAGUUAUCUGUUUCAUGUUUAGCAGUAAUUACCGAAAAGCUCUUAAAAGACUCAUAAAAUGUUCUUUUGUACAGGCGUAG